GUCAGACAUUGUGUAUAUCUUUUCCAGAGUUUCCUCCCCUCCUGUCUCUUUUCCACGUGAUUUUUUAUAAUAAACAUUUUUUAACCUUAAUUUAUUGAUAAAUAAUAUCUCUGAGGUGUAAAAAAUGAAGAUGGAGAUGAUUUAAUUGUGAUUUACCCACGAUUCUGGGAAUUUUUGAGGUUAGAAGGCAAUUCGCAUGCCUUUUGUUGACACAAAUAAAUUAUAAUAAAUUAAUUAUCUAAAGAGAUGGCACCCACGAGGAACACGAUUAUUGUGGAGAGGUUGUCGUCAGCGUUUUCUGAUGAUAACAAGGGUGACCUGUCACAGGUAUGUGACAGCAUAUCUUCAGAGAUCCUGAGGAGAGAAAUAACACUCUGUGAAGUAGUAGAACAACUUGGGGAAUUGCUGACCAGCACUGAUAUAAGUGUUCGAGCGAAUGGAGUUCUUUCUCUCUCGACAAUAAUUCAGAAACUUCCCCAGGAUUUUCUAAAUCCUCAGGAGGUCCAGCUCCUGACGUCGUUCUAUUGUGAUCGUCUGAAGGAUCACCACAGUAUCAUUCCCUCAGUUAUCCUGGGAAUUUUGGCAAUUGUCCAGAUGACAAAUCUCCCUGGAGAUGCCCCUGGAAAACUCUUUCACACACUCACUCAAAAUGUUCGAUGCCAGUCUGAACUCUCGGACGAUCGCAGGAACAUCUACCUAAUUCUCCAGAGCCUCUUGAAUACUAGGAUCGACGACUUGAAGGCACUUGGUCCAGAUUUCGUGUAUGGAGUGAUUUCCUCGAUGGAUGGGGAGAGUCAUCCAAGGAAUUUAUCGCUCCUCUUCAAUAUUCUACCGAAAUUUAUGGAGGAAUUUUCCCUGGGACAUUUGACAGAGGAGAUGUUCGAGGUGAUUUCAUGUUAUUUUCCCCUUGAUUACACGUCUGAUUGGAAAGAAGGCAGAAAUAUCCUCAGGGAAGAGCUAGCCAAUGGUCUGGAGAGGUGCCUUGUAGCUCUCCCUGAGUUCGCAGAGUUCUGCAUCCCAUUGUUAAUUGGAAAAUUGGAUUCUAGUUUGAAGGUGGCAAAACUGGAUUCACUCUCCCUGCUGUCAGCCUCGUCAUCGAAAUUCGGGGUCGAGGGACUUAAGGAUUAUUUGGAUGACCUCUGGAUGCUGAUGAGGCGAGACUUGAUGUCUGGGAGUGAUCAAGCCGUGAGGGAAAUGGGACUCAAGGCGAUUACUGACGUCGUUGGGGCUCUAGCACAGGAUCCAGUCAUCACUGAGAAAUUUGUGGGAAAAAUUAUUACUGAUACCAAGUCGUCUUUAUGCGAUGUUCAGUUGAGUCUCUUUUGGCCAGCUGAGAAGGUCCUGGAAGCUGUCGCUAAGGGGGGAAAGGAGGCCUGCAUUCAAGUUCUCAGGGCGGUUAUUCCUCUGUGCCUGGGACAGUACUCCACGAAGACCAGUACUGAUGAUAAGAUUAUUCUCUUAGAAACGUUGAACAGCUUUAUAGCGAUAUCUGGUAGCCAUGGGUUCAGAAUAUCUGAUGUGCCUGAAUUAUCCUGGACGGAUGUCCCUAAUUUGUACUUAAAUGAACUCAACGAGGGAAAGAAUUCCAUCAAGUCGAAAUCUUUGAGGGGUCUGGCCCUCCAAGUUUCCUCUCUAUCGGAGUCUCAUCGUCAGACUCUUUAUGAUAAACUCUGUGGGGAAAUCGACGCUGGAAGCCAAGAGAUUGAAUCAGCUUGUCACUCGACUCUAUCGAUUUAUGGAAGAAAACAUCCCCAGGAGGUGCUGCAGCUUCUUCAGGCGCGUCUUAAGGUUGAUGUCAGUAUACCCAUAGCUGUCCUGGAGAGCAGACUGGCGGCUCUAUCUUCGGUAGUCAAAAUUCCAGAUUUCGAAGCUCACGUUCUGCCUUCUGUCCUUGAAGUUGCUGUUGCUGGGGACUUGAAGGCGGCUUCAGCUGCUCUGACAUGCCUCCUGAGACUCCUGGAGGAUGAGACUGGAGGUUUUGAUAUUCAUUAUUACCUGGAGCAUCAGUGCAAGGCCGUCGAGAGGCUAGUGGAAUCAGUGGAAGGGAGAACUGGGGAGCGGAUGCGACUGGUAUCCAAUAUUUGUUGUUCUAUUGUUAGGAGAUUGAGCCCUGAAGCCCAAAGAAUCGUUGUCGAGAGACAUUUCGAGACCUUGAGGUCCAGGAUUGCUGAGGAUAUAAUUUUAUUGGAAGGAAUAAUUACUCCUCAAGCUCCGGAGAUUGCUGGGACUAUUGGGAUUGGUCUAUUGGAGCAAUUGUUUGAGAUCUCGUUGAAAGGCCCUGAUGAGGAGACGAGAUUAUCUGCCUGUAGAUUGAUAUCGAUUUUAGUUAAUAAAGUCCGGGAGGAUUGCACCCUGGGGAGAUAUUUGAACAUCUUCAGAGAGAGUUUGACUCAGAUUUUAGAAGAGGAGAAUAGAGCUGAGGAGAAAAGAGCUGCUGUGAUACUGCAUACCUGGCUGACGAAGAGUCUUCUAGUUAAGGGCUCCAGAGAGUCUCAGAAUUUCUUGGAUUAUCAGUUGAAUAUGUUGAAGAAUGAAACCGUCGGGGCAUUUGUGGGGGAGCAGUUCAGGGUUCUUGUUGAGAGGGGGGAGAGCACCUUGACUGUAGAAAAUCAAUGCACUGUCAAGAUUUUUUACAAGCAGAGAAUUUUCCAAAAUAUUAUUCAACAGAAUUCAGUGUUUGAGGGGGCAGCCAGGGAAAAUUAUCUGAUCGCUCUCAGUCAUCUUGUAGAGGAAAUCCCUGUGGAGCUCAUGGCCUUGAAUUUAUCGAAGAUUGUGCCACCUCUUAUCGAAUCCCUCUCGAUGGAGAGUAGUCAGCUCCUGUUAUCAACCCUCAACACCCUGGGUCAACUUCUCAAAUCGAAAGAGGAAAUUUUUGCUGAGUACAUCGACAGUUUCAUACCGAAAUGCUUGAAACUAUCAGCACACCCUAAAAUGCUAAUUAGAAUAGCAGCCUUGAACUGUCUGCACAGUUACUGCAGUUAUCCAACGCCAAUAAUCCUAAUGUGUAGGAACGACGUGAUUGACAAAUUGUCGGAGGCACUGGACGACAAGAAACGACUCGUGAGAAAAAUCGCUGUGAAGACGAGGACCAGGUGGUACCUCGUGGGGGCCCCUGGAGGGCCUGAUUAACGUCCUCAUUGUUGCAAGUAGAUUAGGAACAAAUUGUAAAACAGCUGGUGUAAUCACAUACAAUGUACAGAUACUGAACGUAGCUGCGGAGUUAAUUAAAUAAAAAAACAUUGAUUUCCUGUAA
Fopius arisanus is the source of this 3253-nucleotide messenger RNA. RefSeq names its product MMS19 nucleotide excision repair protein (gene Mms19). Gene Ontology annotation, biological process: iron-sulfur cluster assembly. The transcript has 2 exons. Lineage: Eukaryota; Metazoa; Arthropoda; Insecta; Hymenoptera; Braconidae. The record is from RefSeq and is a predicted model, not a curated record. Bases 247 to 3129 code for a protein of 960 amino acids. Gene Ontology annotation, cellular component: cytosolic [4Fe-4S] assembly targeting complex.